Daphnia pulicaria is the source of this 3702-nucleotide messenger RNA. RefSeq lists its product as uncharacterized. NCBI's taxonomy places the organism in Eukaryota, Metazoa, Arthropoda, Branchiopoda, Diplostraca, Daphniidae. The transcript is spliced from 12 exons. Gene Ontology annotation, cellular component: nucleus. Bases 456 to 2018 code for a protein of 520 amino acids. Gene Ontology annotation, molecular function: DNA binding. The record is from RefSeq and is a predicted model, not a curated record.
CUGCAGGGCAGUGUAAUCACCUGGGCCCCGACGUAAGCUGGAGUUGGAGGAGCCAGACACCAUGACCCAUGACGUAAUCUACCAUUAAGAUUCAAAAUUAUUCUUUCUCGACCUUGAAAUGGGGCAGAAAGUGUGGACGAGUUUUAGAAGGACGGCGUUGGAUUUCAGUUCAAAGACCUUGAGAGGUAUUAUUAUAUGGCUAUACGAUAACAGCCUCGCCUUCUAUAGUAAUAAGGGCCAGAGGCGAUGAUAAAUAUUCCUUCGACCCUCCUCACUGUGCUCCUCCUCUUUGGCUUACCCACUCACUGCCGCCGCGUUCAGAAUGCUGUUGUGCAGUCACGAUGACUUGACUGCCAGUCCGCACUCAAAAGUUUCAAGUCACUACUAUUAUUGUUGCCGUCUGAGUGUCGUUCAUCCAUGAAUUUAGUUCGAAAGGGACCAUUACCUAAAUCACGAUGGCCGAUGCAGUUCAGCAAUCACGCUUCAAGCUGACAUCCACAUCAGUGCCAAAGACUCGCCUAGGAUUGUCCCUCGCCGAACGGAUUAAAGUGAUUGAAGCUCGAGAAAUGGGAAAAUCAAUGCGGCAGUUGGCCACUCAAUUUGGAUGUGGCAAAACUCAAAUUCUCAACACUUUGACGCAAAAGGAUAGAUACAUUCACGAAUGGGAAGUUAUGGGUCGCAAUAAUCCUUCAAUUGGUGCCCGCAAGCGCUUUCGACAUUCACGUAAUGAACAGAUAAACCGGUCUGUCCAUGAUUGGUAUCAGCAGCAGACAGCCAGUGGUCUCCGAGUCACGGGGCCCAUGCUGCAAAAGCAAGCCAGGCAUUAUGCAACUCUCUUGGAAAUCUCAAACUUCGGAGCAAGCAAUGGUUGGCUAGCUAAUUUCCGAAGAUUUUAUAACAUCAUCAGUAGCUCUCCACAUCCAAGAAAACAGAAUCUUAGCAUCACUUUCCAUCAAUAUCACCCCAAUGAUAAAAGCAAGGAUUGCACUAACCAAGCAACCAGCUCAUCAAAUUAUCAUCAGCAUGAGUUUGUAACGGUAGUGCCAGAGCAUGAAACGAGUGAUAGAACUUCUUCCAGGUUUCUUAAAACUGCUGAAGUCGAUCCUCUAGUAGAUGCAAGCCUACCACAGGCACAACAACCUUUGGAAUUAACUUGCAACAACAUUAGACAGUGUAGAUCUAAAACAACAAAUCAUCAUCUGCUUAAUCCAAUAAUGUAUUCUAUUCCAUCCCCAAAUUCAACAUCACCGGAAGAAUGUUCAGGGAAAGAAGAGACCAUUCCGCAACGUGAUAAACAUGUGAGCUCGUCACCGACUAUCAACCAUCGGAAGCGCCGUCUUCUUCAGUUGCACGAGGCUGAUCGAAUCGCAGUUUCCUCAAAAGAAAUCAUACCUGAAAUUUCCAAUGAUGAAGUACAAAUACUAAAAGAAAGGAGAAUACCGAAAUUAGUGCCCAUUAUGCCAGCAGCAGAUUACCUAACGGAAUUUGCAAAUCUUGCUCGUGCAAAAGGUUUACUCACGUUAACUUUGAAAGACGAUUGCGGUCAAGACUGGGUGGAGAUUCGACAGUCAGUCGCAUUCUACCGAGUCCCGAAACACGGUUACCCCACACACUUAACCCGGUUGAUUGUCAACUCUAGUCUCCAAUACUUCCUUGAAGUGCUUGGCCAUUGCAUUCGAAAUGGAUCUCUUCGUUACAAUGACAACAGCUACGGUCUCAAUUAUCAAGAAGCCACGUCGAUUUUAAGUGCUGUUAACGGAGAGUACAUUGUCUGUGCGGGAGUCGAAUCUAUUUCACAUAGAACGGCUGGUGACUCAAACAUGAAAAGCGUACAGGAUUUCGGAAAUCUAAAAAAUAUGUACUUGACUCUGCCGGAUAACAAGUUCAGAUCAAACGAGUGCGCCAAGUGGAUUGAUUAUCGUUUUGGACCAAAAUGCUCAGCAUGCGAACAAGCGGCGGUUGAAUUUUCUUCUGUUCCAAUGGAUUUGCGCCGCAUGCCAUCACAAAAUUACAAGUAAAAUUAAUUUAGUUGUAGUUGUUGCCAUAAAGUUGUUACAUUUUUAUUGUAUUUGGGCAUUGCUGCAUUAGAUGUAGUAGUGGUGGUUUAGUUUUUGGAACUAUUGUUGAAUUUUUUAUGGAAAAUGCAUUUAUACUGUCAUCUGCGGUAAUUGUUAUGAUAUUCAGAUAUUUCGUGGUUUUAUACCUACAUUUACUGUUUUUCUACAUUGUUUGAUUUGCAUUUCUUAUAUCACAGAGGAAGUGGUGUUUCUUGUCACCCUUUUCAUGUUACGAUACUGUUCCAUUUCAUCAGCUCAAUAAAAUGCAAUGUUCAACCUUUAACGGAAACUAUGAUUGAAAAAUUUUAAAAGGUCAGCCAACAGGUUCGCCACAAAACCAGCAGUCGAUAGCUCAAAUAUGCUAAGGGUGCUGAGAACUUCAUGAAAUCUUAAAGCUAACCUGCACCACGUCCGAUAAACUUCAGCGGCUCGUUUCACACAGAACGUCCAAGUACAACAGCGCAAUGAUGAAUUAGAAUUGAUACAUUGGAUUCUUUCUUACUUAGAUCCUCAAAGGCCCAAAGUCCGAAAAGAUGACGCCGCUAUAUUUACCUUUCUGAAAUCAAACAUUAGACUGAAGUUGGAUGAGUGAAAAUGAUGCCGAUAUGUGAAAACCCCAUGUUUAAAUCUUUAGCGUUAUGUUAUAAAUGAUUUGCGUAAGAAUGAAUGGUUCACAAUUUAAAAUAUGUGUUUCCAUAUCCAUACCUUUACUUAGGGAAAGAAAAGCGAAAUCGUAAAGAUGGUGAAAAUAAAGUUGAAUAUUGUUGACUGGUUUUGCCAUCCAGCAUUCAAGCUACUAACAACUUAGCUGAAGGUUGUGUUAGGACUGAGGAAUGUGUGGAAACAUUUCUAAGUAUAGCCAUCGAAUCCUGGCAUUCCCAUCCUUAGGAAUAGUCGGCUAAAUUCGAUGAUAAUCGUCCGUGGAUUGCUAAGGGCUGUCACUAGGUGGCUAAAUAUUUCAGUGUGUUUAGGGAUUGAACUAUUCGACCCUAGUGCGUCAAAGCCCUGACUGCAGACUCCUGUCUUUUCUUUCCAGACGGUGUCCGAGAACGUUGGGCGAGGCAUUGCGAGGUAAUUGUGUUCCUGAAAGUGUUCGUCAGAAAAAUGUAACAUGUUCAUCAACGUGUACAAUCCCAUCAUCAUGUGUCCUGCUGUAUAAUUUCCUAAAAUGUCGUCACUUGCUUUACGUUGCACGUUUCGUCACAAGAUGAGGUAUUUCCACGCCAUUCGUCUUCGAUCAAGCUGAACCGAAAGUGAACUAAUAUAAAGCAACAUAUCGAAGAUCGUGCCUUUAUCCACGUGGUCACUGCCGUGUCAUGAAGAAGUUGAGAGGGUCUCUUCUUUAUUGCAAGACAAAUGUGAUGAAAAGAAGAAAUCUGAGAAGACAGCAUUUAUGGAAAGAUAUGUCAGUUUGUAAUCGAUCAGAAGAGACAUUCCCUCUAACUUUUAAAAGUGUGAUGUAAACUGUAGCCUUAGCCAGAAAAUGUUAAUUUUUCGUGUUUGGUUUUCCAAAUUUCUUAUUCAGUCGAGAUGCACUUGGCUUCUGCAGACAUUUACUUGAGCCAAUACUUGCUAGAAUAAUAAUCUGUCUGAUGUAUAGAUAAAGUAUCUAUUAAAUAAUCUGGACAUGUGGGCUUAAACUGUU